Messenger RNA from Myiozetetes cayanensis, 740 nucleotides. RefSeq names its product lymphocyte antigen 6E-like. Gene Ontology annotation, molecular function: acetylcholine receptor inhibitor activity. The transcript has 3 exons. Lineage: Eukaryota; Metazoa; Chordata; Aves; Passeriformes; Tyrannidae. The record is from RefSeq and is a predicted model, not a curated record. The coding region runs from base 104 to 484 and encodes 126 amino acids.
UUACUGUAAUCAGAGGAAGGAAAAGACAACUCAGUCCUGGUAUAAAACCUUCUUGUGGUGCCCCAUCCCACACCUUUGGGGCUCUGAGGGCUCUCCUUCAACCAUGAAGGCUUUGCUGGUUGCCCUGCUGGCGGCUGUCCUGUGUGCCCAGCCAGCUUCCUCCCUGUUCUGCUACACGUGUGAAAACGAACAUUCCAACUGGAACUGCCUCAAAACCUACAAGUGUGAAGACCAUGAGAAGUUCUGCACGACCACGUACAGCUCUGCUGGGAUUGGCAAGGACGUGGGCCACCGAAUCACCAAGAAAUGCUCCGUGGACUGUCCCGAGACGAACGUGAACUUCGGGGUGGCGGCUUUUUCCACCAAGUGCUGCAGCACCUCCCUGUGCAACUUCAGCGGCGCCAACAGCGUCCGAACCAGCUACGCCGUGAUGCUCCUGGGAAUCGCGGCCAGCCUGGUCUGCGCCGUCAGGGCAGGAUGGUGAGGAGGGGUGGGACAACAUGGGGCGACCCAAGAACCCUCGAGGUAUCCCCCGAGGGAGCAGCCAAGCUCCUCUGUCAAGUGGUUCCAGCGGGGUCUGUGCUGCCCUGUUGUUAUCCGAGACAGAUCCCGUUCCCGACGCCACACGGCAGCGCAGCUCCUGGUUUUUUUUCCCCCCCUCCCCGUUUUAUACUAAUUUUCCCUGGAAAAGCUCUUUUGAUAGCACAGCACCAGACAAAAUAAAGAUUUGUGUUAUUCUA